Esox lucius (northern pike) is the source of this 6049-nucleotide messenger RNA. Its product is annotated as centrosomal protein of 164 kDa. Lineage: Eukaryota; Metazoa; Chordata; Actinopteri; Esociformes; Esocidae. The transcript has 25 exons. The coding region runs from base 1 to 5022 and encodes 1673 amino acids. The record is from RefSeq and is a predicted model, not a curated record.
AUGGAGAACCAGACAGGGACAGCCAUGGCCAGUGUCACAUCCCAGGGACCCUGUCUAUCCUCACUGACUGUCUCUAGUGCAGGACCCACCCGCUUCCCUCCAGUCUCCUGUCUGUCCAUCCUCCCCCCUCUCUCCCAGGGAGUCUUACCCCUGGCAGUCCCACCACUCUCCCCCCUGAAUGGGUCAUUGUGCUCCAUUAAGGGUCCAGUGGACACUCAGGAGGUCCCGGGCCCGUCCCCUGUCUUCUCAGGAGCCUUACCAGUUCCAAAGACUCCGCCUUCACCCGACCCCCCCCAACCCCCCAACACCCCCAGGAUCAAUGGCAGGGCCGUGGGCACGCCAAGCCCAGUUGAGGCCGUCCGUCACGGUGGUGUUGAGGGGGGGGGCUUGGUCAUUGAGGAGUUGGUGGAAUGGAGGCGGCCUGCGGAAUGGAGCGCCGGUCUCAAGAGGCAGCGGAAGGGCAGAAGUGAUUUCGGCGUCAGUUUGGAGGUGUUGGUAGAGGAGGAUGAGGAAGAGGUGGAGGGACAGGCUACCAGCCCGGCCGGGGCUGUGACGAUGGGAACAUAUGAGGGAAGUGGUGAAGCCAAGCAGAAGGGAAAGUUAAGUCCAGCGGUUCACCUACCUGAUGCCAGGGACAGUGAGCAGGACCUGGCCCCCCACCUGACACCUCUCUGCCCUGGGCCGGCGCCCCCCUCCCCCCUGGCCGGGAGACGGGUGACAGGACGGACCACAACUGGUGCUGCGGGGCAGGACGAUGCAGGGAGCCAGCAGUCAUUGAGCUCGGCCCUUGGGUCCCUUCAAGCGCCGUUGGGACCCCUCGGGAGUCUUGGGCCUCUUCGAGGUCUUGAUGGUCCAGCCAUAAGGGGGUCCCUUGGAAGCUCUGGAGGCCUGGAGCCCCUGAAGAGUUCCCUCGGGGGUCCCCUCUCCAGCCUGGGCUCCAGUCUCCUGGGAGGACGGCAGGAGGAGCGCAUGUCUCUGUCUCUGCCUGGGUUUGAGGAUGACGUCUCAGAGGAAGAUCUGCCGAGUCGCCGCGGUUCAGCCAGACUGCUGCAGAACCUUCACCUGGAUUUGGACGCCUUAGGUGGAGGUCUGCAGUACGAGGACAGUGAAGCUAGUGUAGCAGCCCCACCGGAGGAGAGAACAGAACCAGAGUUGCAGGACCUGGCACUCUCUGGGGAGCACAGCCCUGACCCACCCAGUCAACAGAUCCCUGCGUCUUCUCCCUGUCACCCCUCCUCUUUCUUUUUGUCUGUGAACGCCUCCCCCUCGUCUUCUCUCCGGGUUACCACAAUCCUCCUCCUUCAAACCAAGGACUCCCUUCAUGGACAUCACCUCCACUCCUCUCCGCCGGGCAGCAGAGGGUUCUGCCCCCCUUCCCCAGACCCUCCGUCUGCCAAAGAGAGAGACAGUCAGGAGGAGGAGAGGGACGGGGAGGAUUAUGAGGAGGAGUGGGGAGAGGAAAGAGUGAGUGUGACUGAGGAGCAAGGAGGUGAGGAGGAGAAUCGGAGAGAAGCGAGUGAGAGGUGGUCUGGAGAGGACGAGGAUGUUGAGGAUGAGAUCAGUGAACAGGUAGAAUGGGAUGAUCUGGAGGAAGGGGGUAAGGAGGUAGGAAGUGAUGAAGAGGAAGAGUGGACAAGAAAUGACAGGAAAGGGGUGGAGAAGGAAGGAUGUGAUGAAGUGAUAGAAAAGGAGGUACUGAGGAGGAGGUGUGUAAAAAAUGAAGUAGAAGAAAAUGACAAACUGGAAUUUAAGGAUGAGAAACAGGAAGUAAAAACAGAGGAUUAUGAACGUGAAGUAGAGAAUGGCAAACAGGAAAUAGAAGUAGUAGAUGACAAAAAGGAAGUAGGGAAUUACAGACAGGUGCGGGAAAGUGAUGUACAAGUCGAGAGUGGUGUUAAAAGUAUAGGAAUUAAAAAGAUGAAAGAAACUGGUGAUGAAGGAGCAGAGGCAACAAAGAGGAAAAAAGAGCAAGUAAAAGAAAUAGAGGUGGGGGAGGCGGCAGAAGAUGAUGAGAAUAGUAACAGAGUUGUUGGGAGGAGUUUCAAGGAGGAGGUAGAAGAGGAGUUUGACAAGGGAGAACGUGAGGUGCUGGAGAUUUGUGUGAAAAGUGAAGAGGAGGAAGCAUUGGACAAUGGGGAUGAGGAGGUCGAAGAGGAGGUUGAGGAGGGAGAGAGUGAAGUGGUGGAGAGGUGUGUAAAAAGUGAGGAGGAGGAGGUUGUAGAGUCUGAGGCCAGCGAGCACAUUGAAGUGGCAUCAUCCUCAACAGAUGCUGAUGUCAAGGAAGAAGAGAGGGAGUUGAAAUGGAAUACAGUGCAGGAGGAGGAAGAAGAGAAGGAGAGAACAGAGUCUGAGGAGAGGCGUCUACAAGCUGCAGGCAUGGAGGACCCAGCAGUGGAGGAAAGGCCCCCCAGCCGGCCCGGUGAAUCCCAACAGGACACAGUCUCCUCCCAUUCAGCGCACCGGCCACGUGCCGAGGGGGUCAGCGCCAGCCUGGGCGUCCCGGGGACCCUUGGGGUCAAGCGGCCUGACACCUCCAGAGGUCGAUUGGCCAGGAGCCCCCAUGUCCACCAAGGGGAGGAGUCCCUCAGACACAAGGAGGACAGGAGGACAGAAGAGGAGGAGGAGAAAGAGAGACUGAGGAGGGAGACUGAGAGGGCGAUCGAGGAGCAUAAGGAGCGUGCGCUGAGGGAGAGGCAGGAGAAGAUGCGCCUCCUUCUGGAAGAGCUCAGGAGGCAGGAGGAGGAGGAAGAACGGAGGCUGAAGGAAGAGAGUGAGGAGAAGGUCAGGAGCCUGAGACAGAUGCUCCAGAGUCGGGUUGUGGAGGAGGAGGGCAGGCUGAGGGCGGAGAGUGACAGCAGGUUGCAUCAGCUCAGGGAGACAGCCCAGAGGGAGAGGGAGGACCAGGAACGCACUCUCAGGGAAGAGGGCGAGGUGGGGCUGAAGAAGUUACGUGCCCUCCUGGAGGCGGAGCGAGAGGCGGAGCUAGAGAGACUGGAGGCUCAGAGGAGGCAGGACCUGGACAGGCUUAGGCUAGAGUCAGAGGAGGAGCUACAGGUGGAGAGGCGGAGACUGCUGGGUGAAAGGGAGGAGCAACUCAGCUCCCUGAAACAAGAGGGGAGAAGCAGUGUCAGUGAGAGGUGGAGAGAAAUGAAGAGUCCUCGUAGUUCAGAGCAACAUCUGGCGGAGUACCAGAGAGAGCUGGGAGAAGUGCUUCAGGAAGUGAGGGAGGAAGUGCAGCGUGAACACGCCAAGAAACUGGAGCAGCUCAAAGACGACCACCGCAGAGAACUCAACUCUAUCAGAGAGAAGCAUCUUGACCAGGAGGCCGGUCAAAGGGAGCGGUUGAUGUGUUCUCUACAGGAGGAGAGGGAUCGGGUUCUGGCUGCCCACAGCACCCAGCUGGAGAACCUCCGCAAACAUCUGGAAACCCAACUCAUGAUGAUCCGUCAGACGCACACACGCAGGGAGGCGGAGAUUCAGGAGCUGGGGGACAAGUUGGAGCUGAGAGCCAGAGAACUGGAGAGCCAGGAAGCACAUUUGAAGAAGAGGAGGAAGCAGCUUGGAGAUGAAGAGGAGGAGCUGGACAGAGGAAUAGAGGCUCUGUCUCGAGUGAUGCAGGAGCGAGACAGGCUGAGGGAGGAUUUGGAGCAGGUAAAAGAAGAGAGGGAUAGAGCAAAAGAGGAGAUGGAGAGAGUGAGAGAGGAGAGGAACAAUGCCAGAGAGGAGAUGGAGAGGGCAAGGAAGGACAGGGAUAAAGUGAAGGAGGAGAGUCGGAGGGUGAAGGAGGAGCGGGACCGGCUGGAGAGCAAGGUGGAGCUGCUACAGGAGCGCUGUGAUCGCCUAACUCGCAGGGUCAGUGAUCUGGAGCAGAAGGAGAUGAGGAAACCUCCUACCAGACCUGACAGAGCAGAACUGAGGGAGGAAGAGGAGGGGAAGAAGAGCAAGCACGAGGAAGCGCCAUCUAGUGGACGUGAGAGAGGGCUGCAUGUGGACGACCUGGAAGAGCCGCCCGUCUCCCCUGUCCCCUCCAGCGACAGCAGCCUGGACGACUUGCGUCAGUACAUCUCCUCUGAGGGGCUGUCCCUGCAGAGGGCCCGGCGCUUCCUGGAGAGGGAGAGUGGUCGUCUGAGUGAAAGACAGGCAGCGCUGCAGGAAGCCCAGGCCCACUCAAGCUCUGGUCCAGAACCAGACGCUGCCAGCCACACCCAGGCCACUCAGGAGAUAUACAGGAGCCUGAAGCAGGAGGCCAGUGAUGUGGAGGAGCUGAGGCUGGCGGUUCAGAGGGGGAACACUUUGCUGCGCAGGAAAGAGGAGAGACUCCAACAGCUGGAGAGCUCGGUGGCUGCCGAGUUAUCCCCUCAGCCCAGCUAUGAUGAACUGUCCAGACUCAUGGCUGACCGGAAGGUGGCCUUUGAUGUGACAGAAUCAGAUGUGAGCAGUGCCAGUAAUGGCCAUGACAGCCCAGGUGGUCAUCCCACAGUCCCGGCCAAGGUGCAGCAGUUAGCCGAGUCCCUCCAGCACAUCUCUGGCCAGCUCAACACUGUCCUGGGUGCCCUGACCCAACGCCAGACCCCUUACCAUCCUCUACCGCUGCCCCAGCCCCUCUCCCAGCCUCGAACCCCCACCGCCAUGCCCCUGUCUGGGCCCUCCUGGGCAUGGGUCCCCCACAGCACCUGCAGCCAGCCACGGGGCUCUGAGGACCUACUCAACAGUCGCUGGGCCAAGCUCUUCCCUGGGGCUCCUGCUCAGCCGAUAGCCAUCAGCUCAUUGAGGAACAAUGCGCUUUAUUCAGGAUACACUCCUGCAAGUGAGCAGGCUCGUAGUCUGUCGUCCUUGCAGCCUAAGUCGGUGGAGUUGGAUGGCCAGCGGUUACAGGGGCUCAUUGACGGCAACAAGAGAUGGCUGGAGACACGCAGGAGAGACCCCAACGUACCUCUGUUCACACGUUAUCGGACCGGUAAGAACGGACUGGUCCAGCUGAGCCUGGAUGACAACAACCAGAUAAAAGUAUACCAUUACUGAAGUUCCACACGGACCCAGGUUCCACACGGGCAGACAGAGAUGUACUGCUGUCGAAGAUCUAAGGACGCGUACUGCUGUCAAAGAUGGGCUGAGGGCUCAAAUCAGUUCGUAGUGCUUAAGAUCUGCAUUGUGGUGCUGUUGAAACGUUAUUUUAGUUUUUGAGCCGACAUACAUUUACGGUGAAUGUCAUCUCAAUGGUCUCAUCCAGCCGUCUCAAUGGUCUCAUCCAGCCGUCUCAUUGGUCUCAUCCAGCCGUCUCAUUGGUCUCAUCCAGCCGUCUCAAUGGUCUCAUCCAGCCGUCUCAAUGGUCUCGUCCAGCCGUCUCAUUGGUCUCGUCCAGCCGUCUCAUUGGUCUCAUCCAGCCGUCUCAGUGGUCUCGUCCAGCCGUCUCAUUGGUCUCGUCCAGCCGUCUCAUUGGUCUCAUCCAGCCGUCUCAGUGGUCUCGUCCAGCCGUCUCAGUGGUCUCAUCCAGCCGUCUCAGUGGUCUCAUCCAGCCGUCUCAGUCCUCAGUUUUAAAUCAUUCCAUUGGACUGCAUGAUGAAUGAUUGGGAAUACGAAGACCAUAGCCCUGCUUUCCUAGUCAACAGAUCUGUUUGUUUUGCAAUGUUUUAUCUGGCUAUUUAAAUAUUCCAAAGCCAAACUGCAUAGUUCAACCAUUUACGGUAAGUGCUUGAUGUCAUUAGGAGACAUGAAAGAGUUUUUACAAGUGAGAUUGUGGUUGACAAAAAUGUAUAAGCAUCGUAACAACUGAUGUUCUGUGGUAAGUGACAGAAAACUGUCCUGGUAAGUUUUUAUGAAUAAUUUUUUUCCAAGUCUGAUGUACAAUAUAUGAAGUUCAAGACAUACAUAAAUACAUACAUACUAACCACUACAAAAACAGAACAAGGACUUGUGAAGCAUUAACAGCCUCUAUGCUGAUCAGGGAAGAGAGAACAUCUCCCAAAGUGUUUACUCAGCAGAUAUGUUAAAUUACAGUAUUUUUUUUAUAAAACUAUUUUAAUAAAUGUAAAACUGGGUAUAUUCAUAA